AAGUAACAAUUUCUUUUCAGUAUGUCAAGUUUAGAAAAAGAGAUGGAAAAAGGCAUAGGAGGGGAAGAAUUAGAAAUAUCUAUGUCAAAAAUUGAAACAAAGGCAGCGAUGGCAGAAAAUAUAAUCUUAAAAAAAAGUAAAAAAAUUAGAGCAAAAAUUAGAAGUAGCGAAAGCACAGCAGCCACCACCAUCACUACCGCCACUGCCACUGUCAACAGCAGAAUCUUUACAAUCAAAGUCGGAGAAGACAACAUCAACAUCAAAGUCGCUCAGCCAACAUUGGAGGUUUCAGCAUCCACAUCCAAUUUAGAACCAUCAUCGCUGCUAUCAAUAAAUGAUGAUCAAAAAAUUGUUCACCGUCAAGAAAAAGUAAUCAUACAACAACCACCUAGAUGGAGGAGAAUGGGACAAAACCGCGGACGAGGCCGCGGGCGAGGCCGCAGGCGAGGCAAUGGGCGAGGCAAUGGGCGCCAAAACGUGUUCUGUAUUUACUAAUUAUGUGUGAUAGAGCUUUUUUUUAUUACAUUUUAUUUUUUUUAUUUGAUUAGAGAUUUUUAUUUUUUUUAAUUAUAUGUAUACAUACACAUAUAACAUUUCAUAUAUCAUAUGUAAUAUUUCCAAGUUGGGAGUAUAUUUUUCUUUAAUAUAAGUUUUCUUAAUAUAUAGUGAAUUAAAUUUAUUUUGUUUUCAAAGUUAAGAUUGUAUAUUAUAUAUGAAAAUAAUCAUUUAUUUUGCGUUAUACAUUUCCAAGUUGGGAAUAUACUUUUCUUUAAUAUAAGUAUUCUUAAUAUAUUGUAAGGUUACACCUUACCCGCGCCAUUUAUUUAAGACUGCGUGCGCAUUCAGGCAGACGUCUGCGCGAACGCAAUGACGUCACGAUGAUGAAAGCGUUACUAUUGGUUAAGGAGGAACUGGCGAUCGGCGCUGCCGGUUCGAGUGGUAGACACGCGAAGGAAGAAUGUGAAUGCGUGCUAAGCCUUCCGCGCGUUAAGAAGCUCUAAGCUACUUUCGGUUAGAUACCGCUAGUAAGAGUUCGCGUGUUUGUAACAACGUUAUAUUGUGUUUCACAAAUAUACAUAUAUUUAUACAGCAUACAAACGCUGUAGUUCUUAAAUAAUCCAUGCUGGAAAACCUCCCGUUAUUUAAGCCUCUCUUAAUCCUGACAUUCAAGAGAUCUCUUUAUCCUGGAUAACCUUCCAGUGGAUCCUUACAAUAU
Messenger RNA from Formica exsecta, 1216 nucleotides. RefSeq lists its product as uncharacterized. The record is from RefSeq and is a predicted model, not a curated record. The transcript has 2 exons. Bases 22 to 495 code for a protein of 157 amino acids. Lineage: Eukaryota; Metazoa; Arthropoda; Insecta; Hymenoptera; Formicidae.